Messenger RNA from Danaus plexippus (monarch butterfly), 3322 nucleotides. RefSeq lists its product as uncharacterized. The record is from RefSeq and is a predicted model, not a curated record. Lineage: Eukaryota; Metazoa; Arthropoda; Insecta; Lepidoptera; Nymphalidae. The transcript is spliced from 6 exons. Bases 170 to 2029 code for a protein of 619 amino acids.
UUUUUGGUCAGUCGUUACAGCUAAAACGUUAUAGUUUUCAAACGGAGCGUCAUGUUUGAAUUACAAACACUGCUUAAAUUUAUAAUUUAAAUACUUUAUGUAUCCAAGAGAUUUGUGAGCUUGUUAUUAUAAAGUGAUAUUGUGAUAGUAUUAUCGAUAAUUUUUUGCUAUGGCGUCAGUAGAGGCUAGAUUGAGUAAACUCCGUGAAGAACGCAUAGCUAGAGAGAAGGCAAGGAUUGAAAAGUUACGGGAACUCAAUUUGAAGAAAUAUAAUGGUGGGGUUCAACCGACGAGCUCGUCAUCAUCUUCAUCGGUCGCAAGCACCAAAUUAACUAACGGUCCCACCAAAAAUGUUACAGCGGUCAAAAAUGUUGCUCAUAUAAAUGGGUCCAUCAAAAAGCCAGCUACAAAUAAGACCGUGAACUAUGUGAAAGCAAACAAAAAUGUUAUAAGUCACACAAAAAAUAAGAAUACUAGCUCAGUUAAUGGAAUCAAAGGUAAAUUGGACGGUAUCAAUGAUAUCAAACCUAACAUGACCGAUGACAACAAAUUUAAUAUCAGAAAGAAAAAUCCUCUCCAAGAAAUCGUCCUUAACAAAGAUGGUAAAAUACCUAAGAUUACUGUGCAGAAAGCUGGAGACGCUAAACAGCAAAAAACAGCAAAAAAUAUUACAAAUGACAGCAAAAAAACUAUGAAAAAUGAAGGUAAAAACGAACCGGUGACUAAUAAGAGAGAAUCUGUGUUUGAUAGAUUAUAUAAACCGAAAAUAAUACAGAAAGAGACGGUGAACAAUGUGUUGAAACUACACACGGAUCCAGGUUAUCUGAACAAAGUCAUCAAGGAUUCUAAAAUGAUUACCAGCAGGAGGCACACCACGUUUGAGAAACAGGUGCCAGUUAGGCGGUCCAUAUCAGCGGUACAUUUCAAGAGGAUCCGUAAGAGCGAGCUACCAAAAUGCGUCCACAAAUGGGCUUCCAUCGGUGAAAAGAUUGACAAAACUCACUUGGAAGACAUAAACGAAGACGCUGACUGUGAUAGCAAGGAGAAAAUAGUCUCCGCUGUGAAAAGCGAGAGGAAGAAGGUGAAGUUCCAAACACCAAACAGCUUUAACACUCCACGACCUGACGAAUUGCAGUCUAGACUAGUAUCCUGGCUACAGAGACGUGGCAAGUCUGUGGAGUCGUACCACCACUUGCAGUGCUUCGGCGUGCACCACUUGCCGAAACCGGCUUUGAACUUCGACGCGAGCAAACUUGAUUCUUACGACGAUGACGAUAAAGAAAAUAUUGCUCUGGAUCACGACAGUGACAACGAAUCCUUCCACAACAAUAUGAACAAUAGGAAUUGUGACGCAGUUAAUGAGAAUAAAGUUGAAUUUCCCGUGGACAAGUGGCGGAGGGCGAGCUACUUCAGUGACAGCGUCGACCUGAACGAUACCAGGGAGACCAAUACCUCGUGCGGGACGGUUCAUCAUCAGGACGAGCUGCUGCUUGGGGCGCUGAAUGACCUCACAGAACUACUGCGAGAGGGUUUCGAAUGGGAGCAAUGCGCUCGUUGGUUGCGCGCUAUACGUGAACAGUUCCCUGGUGCGUCAGACACAGCAGCUUAUUGGGAGUGUAGGGCGGCGCUAGAGGAGCGACGUGGAGAUCUACCCGCGUCACUACACUGCUGGGAACAGGCUGUAGCGAGCGGCACGAAGGAGUCUGUAGCCGAGGCCAAUUUGGACAAUUUGCUUGACAAAUUUAUGCAGCUGAAGAUAAGUCCUACCAGCGGUAAAACACAGAUGGACCCCAAGCUAGUUGAUGUGAAAAGUGUCUUCAAGAGCACCAUCAUACGUUUCGGAGUACAACAGGCUAAGUUACGUCAGUCAACAGACCCGGUCAGGUACACAGUUACCCCAGUCCGACGGAGUGCAAGACUAAGUGUGUGUAGGCACACCCCGUUGCGUGUAUGUUCAACACUAAAGGAGGCUUCAGAAAUUGGACCGAUUGAAUUUGUUCCUAAUAAGGCACUCGUCAAGACCCCGUAGUGUUUAUCUAACUGAGCAUAGAUUCGAGGUCCAUAUACACACCAAUCACAUCAAGACGUGUCUGUCGUAAAAAAGUUACAUUUUAAUAGUUUCAGACUUAUUAUCUUUAUAUCUAUUUGGUACUUUUAAUAUUGGGAUAAUAUGUUUUUAGAAUGUCCUAUAGGAAUCUUAACUAACAUAGGAUUCGGACUAACAUAGAGAAAUAACUAUUACUUCUAAAUAUAAUAAUAUUCACAGAACAGUUAAUAUAUUAUUAAAUUUGAGUUAAUUUAAACCGUAGCAUAAAUAUUAACCUUCAUUUUUGUUUAAGAGAUUGUCAUCACAUAACUUAUACAUUACAUCCUGUUUAACCGACUGUGGUUGGAAAAAUACAAGCCAGAAUUAUGUAAUUGUUACCUAUGUAUCUAUUGUAACUAUGCUUGUAUUUUUAGAUAACAUUUAAAUGAAGCUACUUUGAACUCAACUAUCUCUAUCCCUCUCUCUCUCUCUCUACACAUAUAUAUAUAUAUAUAUAUAAAUAUAUAUAAAAUAGUUAACUGUGAGAUAAAUUUUAAAGUAGUUUUGUUUUAAAUUGAUUAAACUAUAAAACAUACCAACAAACUGAUAGUAUUAAUACAAGUUUGUCAGAAAAACUACGUACAGAGAGUUUGUCGGUUACGUUCACUAAUCUAUGUGAAGUUUUGUAUAUGAAAAUAAUGUGUCUGUAUAUAAUCUGACCGUUCAAACUUGUAGGAAACAACUGAAGAAGGAUUUGUCUGACAAUUGAACUUAGACAGCAAUGAAGGAACUUGCCAUAUAUAUUGUUUUUUUUUUUUAAACAACUUAAGCAUUAACCUAAAGAGAUACUACUUAAAAAUUAUGACGAAAAAAAUUAUAAUAUAUUAAUUAUUUUACGUAAAUCAUGAUGAUAUUAGCUGCUUAGUUGGAUUCCGGACAUUAAAUUCAAUAUUACAUAUAAAUGAUUUAGACUUGUAUAUUUUUUAAUUUAAUUUAGUUAUUGAUAGCUCGGUAUGUUUUUUAUGCUAUGGCUUCACUCGCACUGGUCUCUCGGAAUAUUUUGCCAAUGUCAGAUUUUUUUAUUUGUGACAUUUGUUAGAAUUUCGUUUUGUAAAUAAUUUAAAAUGCAGUUAAAGAUAAAAUUAACUGAUGGCAUGUAAAUUACGCUUUUUUUUUUUGCUAUUGAUUUUGUUGCUGGUACGAUUAACUAUAGUAUGCCAAAAAGUUUUUAUAUGUACGCCCGUGGUUUGUCGAUUGUCUGUAUAAAAUAUUAUGAAUAAAAUUAUUUGUAAAUAA